This is a messenger RNA of Lepus europaeus (European hare), 2096 nucleotides long. RefSeq names its product FLYWCH family member 2 (gene FLYWCH2). Lineage: Eukaryota; Metazoa; Chordata; Mammalia; Lagomorpha; Leporidae. The record is from RefSeq and is a predicted model, not a curated record. The transcript is spliced from 8 exons. The coding region runs from base 755 to 1222 and encodes 155 amino acids.
GCUGCUCCGCGCGCAGCGCGUCCUGCGCGCCCUACCUGGCAGGAAGUCCUCUUCGCCCGAUUCUGCGCGGAGAACACAAGGAAAUGAAACUAAGACCAAUGGGUGGGGAAAGGAAACUGCCAAUCAAGUUCCAUUUCUGGGUCCUGGCCCCACCCAAGGAAGAAAACCCCGGGUCGUGGAAGCAGCGGUCGCCAUCUUCCUGAGCCCUGCGAAGCUUGAGCAAGAUGGUUGUGGAAGCGGUCUCCACAGUCAUGAUCUCCGUGGAAUGUGGGAGCGUCACCGGGAGCAUCCUCUUUUCUGGCCCAGUGGCCUGGCUCAUAGGGAGUGCGAUCGCUGUCGUCUUUCUCGGCGGGGCCAUCUACCUCCUGUGUAAAAAACUCCACCACAAAAUGGAGUGACGGCCCCCGCCCACCCUGCAGGAGGGCAGCUCCUGGCAAACAAGCCAGACUUUCGACCAACAGGCAUUAAAAGCAGAAUGACUGAGUACCUCUUGUGGCGUGAUUCUGGAAUUGGAGGCCCGGCUCCAGCUGCACCCUCCUGGUGCCCUCCCCAACCCCCACCCACAACACUAAGGUGGGAGCCUUGAGGUCUCCUCUCCUGCUGCCCCGGACCUGCCCGGAGCCCCUCGUGCCAGCGGCCAGCCUCACACACACAGGUUCUCGAGGGACGGCGCCCGUGGCCAGGGAAGAGGAGCUCACAGAGAAGACGCCUGCUGGGGCUGAGCGUGGCCUGAGGCCGGGCGCUGGGUGGCGCCAUGCCCCUGCCCGAGCCUGGCGAACAGGAGGGCGAGAGCGUGUCGGCUGGCCAGGAGCCGGCCCCCGGGCCAGGCACACACGCCAUCUCAGCGGCCCCCAGAAAGCCCAGGAAGUUCUCCAAGCUGGUCCUGCUGACGGCCUCCAAGGACAGCGCCAAGGCGGCCGGGGCCAAGCGCAAAGGCGUGCACUGCAUCGUGUCCCUGGGGCCGCCUGGCCCCGCCACCCUGGCCAAGGCCCUCCUCAAGACCCACCCUGAGGCCCAGCGGGCCAUCGAGGCGGCCCCCCAGGAGCCCGAGCAGAAACGCCACAAGCUGGCUCCGGGUAGCUGGGCGGUGCCGGGGAUCUCACCUCAUGGAUGGAAAUUUGGGGACACAGACACAAAAGAAGCCGACAGAUUAGCAGGGGGCCCUCCUGCAGGGGGUGGGGAGGAGGCCCCCACGGCCCCCAGCGCGUCCCCAGGACCCUGACCGAGACCUUGACCUGGGAGCAGCGGCCUCUCCUCCACAGGGCCGGGGUCCGGCUGUCGACAGUCUUACUUUCAACAUCAUGAAUUUUUUUCUUUCUUUUUUUUAUAUUAAGCAUAAGAUACUUUUGUAAGCAGAAAAAAAAAAUUCUGAAAGAGAAUAAAGCAGCUGUGUGCUAGCUGUGGUCCUGGCGAGGUUGCACAUUCCAAAUUCGGGGUCUCAGCAGCCCUCGUCCAGCCCCCCCAGGCCUUGCCAUCCUGGACCCUCGGCCUGAAGAGCAGCCCCCGGGGUUUCCUGCCCUGGCCCGUGGGAAGCUGGACCCCUGCUGCCUGAUACUUCCUCCAGGGGCCUCACCACCCUCUGGCCUGGUCUAAUGCCUCUUCCAGGAAGCCCCCAGGACUGAUGGCUUCCAGGCCCCAGUCUUGAGGAGCGGAGGGCUUGCAGCGUGUGGUGGAUCAGGUGCUGCCAGCAGCAGGUUCCUGGUGGCCUGAGGGCCAAGGGGGGCACAGAGGGACCUUCCUCAGACCACCCCACCGGGAGAAGCAGGCAGGGAACAAGGUGCGGCCUCUCAGGGCCUCCUUAGGAAGGUGCGGGUCAGAGGGUGGCUGGCCAGCCCGCUGUCAGGCCCCUGACCCUGAGGCCUGGGAGGCGGCAGGGUUCAGAGCUGCGGGAUGCGAUGUGUGUGGCCCCGUGGUCCCGCUGGGGCGCUCACACUGGCGGUCUGGUAAAAUCACGUUCUGUUUACUUUGGCUUUUACCGAAGUGCAAGUCCAGGAGAGAGGUGGAGAGCAGCGAAGGACUCUGAUGAGGGGCGCAGUGCAGAGCAAGCAGGGAGCCCAGGCUGCGGCUCCUCCCCAGCGCUGUCUUGAGACUGAAGU